Chenopodium quinoa (quinoa) is the source of this 1774-nucleotide messenger RNA. RefSeq lists its product as uncharacterized. The coding region runs from base 542 to 1720 and encodes 392 amino acids. Lineage: Eukaryota; Viridiplantae; Streptophyta; Magnoliopsida; Caryophyllales; Amaranthaceae. The transcript has a single exon. The record is from RefSeq and is a predicted model, not a curated record.
AGAUGGAGUACCAUACUUCGGAAUACAAUUUUUCUCGCUUCUAUUAAUCAGAGAGAUGAAAACAUUUGUGGCAACUAAAUUAAGAUAGGGAAAGUCAAAUAUUUUUUUUUUUUUAAUUUUUUUUUUUUAAUCUUACACACCCAAACAUGGGUAAGUUUUUAUUUUCUUUUUAUGAGGGGCAGCCAAGUAGGGUAAAUAAUAGCAGAGCAUGCAGUAUAGAAAUUGAUUAUACUUUCAUUCCUUCACUCAAUUUCCAUGACAACAAUAAUACCUGCAGACCUCAUCACUCUCACUUAACGUAAAGCUAACGCCAUUCUCUCUCUUUACUUUUCCCUCUUAAAGCUCAUUCUUUCAUUCUACUAUCACUUUCAUAUUUCCUUUUUUUUUCCACCUCAAAAUACACCCCCAAAUUCCCUACUUUUUUUCAAAAUUUUGCCAAAAUCUCAUCAACCCACUUCAAUUUCUUCCUUAAAUACCUCAAUUCUGCAAUUAUUUCACAACCCCAGAAGUUAAAUCACAAGAAUUUCACCCCCCAAAAGUCAUGAGAGAUAGAGGAAAAAGAGAGGUUGAAGCAUAUAAUAAUAAUGGAGGAGAUUAUAAUUUUGUUGGUGAUAAUUAUUUCCCUGAAUUUCCCUGCAAAAAACACCCAAAUUCAGCUUCUUCUUCAGGUGGGAUUUGUGCUUACUGUCUUACUGAUAGACUUGCUCAGUUAGUCUGCCCUCAGUGUGGUGAACAGAGGCUUUCUUCUUAUUGUUCUUGCACUUUUAACACUAAUAAUAAGUUCUAUUCUAGCUAUGAUACCUCCUCCUCCUCCAACACCACCGCGGCCGAUGUCGGAAGAAUCUCAUUCUUACUAGAGAAUGACAAGAACGGUGAUGAGAUCUCGAGUUCAAGGUCGAGAAUCGAACGAAGAUCAGCUAGUAACCAUGAUGAUUUCUCCCAUUUUAGAAGAAGCAAUAGCAUUUCUACUACUGCAGUCAAUAAUAAUAAUCAUAAUAAUCAUCAUGGGUCAAGAUCAGAAACUGGUAAGUUUUGGAAGAUUGGAAGAUUGUUCAGAAAAAAGAGAGAUAAAAACAGUCAGAUUAUCAGCAACAACAAUCAGAAUAGUCAUAAUAAUGAAGAAAAUUAUGAGUGUAAUGGAGUUUCAAGAUCAAGAUCACUUUGCAGUUUCAGGGGAUUUUAUGAUACUGAUCAAGAAAAUGGAGGUUUUGCAGUUUCAUCAUCUGCUGCAAGAGCUUCAAGUGUAAGUACAGGAAAUUUUGUUCUAGAUUCAGCUAAAAGAAGCUGUUUUAGUGAAUCUGAAGCAAGAAUUAGCAACUUCGAUUAUUGUGAUGCUUCUAAUUUUGUUGGUACAAACAAGAGUAAUAUUUUCUCACUGAAAGAGAGUGAGUUUGUUAAUAGUGAAGAUCAUGCUUUCAUUGAUUUGAAACUGCAUGACAUGUCAUCGGAAAGCUCGAAAAUGCCACCUGAUCUUGCUGCUCUGAGGAGGAGUGGGCUUGGGUUAUCAACUAAGGAGUUCGGAUUUCGAGGCGGUGGUGGUGGUGGUGAUGGUUUGGGGCAUGAGAUGUUCAGAAAUGGUGAAGGGUCAUGUAGAAUUAGUAGUGUUAGUGAAAGAGAAUUGAGGAAAUGCAGAAAGAGUUACAAAGUUUGGAAAUGGUUUUUCAGGCAUCAGACUGAUAAUUCUGGCAAAUUUGAUGAUCAUGGUCCUUUCAAUUCAUAAGAAUAAUCAAUGUGUUCUUGAUACAUCCUUUAAUCAUAUUCCUAUUUUUUUUUA